This is a messenger RNA of Prunus avium (sweet cherry), 1018 nucleotides long. RefSeq names its product Zim17-type zinc finger protein. Gene Ontology annotation, molecular function: zinc ion binding; protein-folding chaperone binding. Gene Ontology annotation, cellular component: mitochondrion. Lineage: Eukaryota; Viridiplantae; Streptophyta; Magnoliopsida; Rosales; Rosaceae. The record is from RefSeq and is a predicted model, not a curated record. Gene Ontology annotation, biological process: protein stabilization; protein folding; protein import into mitochondrial matrix.
CUAAUCCAUCCAGGUCCACGUAACUCCCGCGAUAUUUUUUCAACAACGACUUUCACCAUCAUCAUCAUCAUCAUAUCUGAUUCUGAUUCUGAAACAGUUGCUGUACGCCAUGGAAGCCCUAAUCAGCUCAUCUUCUGCUACGAUCACGUCAUCCUCUUCUUCCUUUUCCAUUUUCUCUCCCAGAAAGACUCUCCCUUUGCGACCUGUUCAGCUCCCUCUCGCCUCCAAAGGAAACGAGAACGAAUCCAAUCCAAGUUCGGAUUCCAAAGACAUCAAAAACCUUACAGUUCUUAGCAAUCGCCAUCUCUCCCUCUCACCACUCUCCAAGGAUGCGGCAAUGGGACUGGUGAUGAGUGCGGCGACAGGACGAGGGUGGACCACAGGUUCCGGAAUGGAAGGGCCUCCUGCUCCUGCUGGGAUUCACACCCACUCAAGCACAGAGAAUGUCUCCACUUUUCCCUGGUCUCUCUUCACUAAAUCGCCUCGCCGUAGGAUGCUUGUAGCUUUCACUUGUAACAUUUGUGGGCAGCGGACAACACGGGCAAUUAACCCCCAUGCAUACACCGAUGGAACUGUCUUUGUGCAGUGUUGUGGAUGCAAUGCAUUUCAUAAGCUCGUGGAUAAUUUGAACCUGUUUCAUGAGAUGAAGUGCUAUGUGAGCCCAGGUUUUAAUUACAAAGGUAAUGGAUGGGAUGCUGUUAACUUCAAAUAUCUGGAAAUGGAUGAUGAUGAUGAGGAUGGCAUGUUUCCCAUCCAAUGAGGUGGAUGGACCACUCAAGGAGUAUGUAUAUUCUGCACCAAUGUGUUGGAACCUUUGAUUAGUCUUCACAUGUAUAUAUCAUUAUCUAGGUUUAUCCUUGUCAUCACAUUUUUAAAAUUCAGCAUUGGGUUGUCUAGAAGCUUAGUAAGAGAUGUUUGAACGGCUAAAAAGAUUACAGAUUACUCUUAUCUGGAGCUUAUGUAUAGUGUGUCUAACAAUGUGCAAAUCUUAAUGCAAUGCCUGAAUUUUGAAGCUUUA